Molecule: messenger RNA, 774 nt
Organism: Ipomoea triloba (trilobed morning glory)
Lineage: Eukaryota; Viridiplantae; Streptophyta; Magnoliopsida; Solanales; Convolvulaceae
Product: F-box/kelch-repeat protein At1g15670-like
Exons: 3
Coding region: 1-774 (257 amino acids)
Biological process (GO): regulation of phenylpropanoid metabolic process; negative regulation of cytokinin-activated signaling pathway
Molecular function (GO): protein binding
Source: RefSeq, a predicted model, not a curated record
AUGGAGCUGAUUCCUGGUCUUCCGAACGACGUAGCUUUGGAAUGUCUUAUUCGGAUUUCGUUUGAUCAGUUUCCCAAGACUGCAUCUGUGUGUAGAGCAUGGAACGGUGUGAUUAAGCAGCCGGAGUUCCUCCGCCUCCGGAAAGCUUCCGGUCUAUCCCGACCUUUCAUUGCCAUGGUUGAGUCCAAGGAUGUUUUAUGGGGGAAUCGACCGGUUUACCGGCUCACGCUUUUCGACCCGGUGAAAGGGCGUUGUUACGAUGUUCCGCCGCCUAUACUGGAGACGGGGGAAGGGUUGCCGAUUAACUGUCGCGUCAUCGGGAUUGGACCGGAGCUGCUGACGGUGGAAGCGCGGGGCCGAUAUGCCAGGCGAGGAACGCCUGUUCUACGGAUGCGCGGGACGAUGGUGGUCGCCGGCGGAAUUGACUUGGAAGUCAACUCGCUAAAAUCCACGUUGGCGUAUGACGUGGCAAGGGACAGGUGGACAUCGUUGCAAGACAUGUCAUACGGGCGAGAGGAGUGCACGUGCGUCUUCCACCGUGGCAAGUUCCACGUCGUGGGCGGCUACGAGGUGGAGGCCAAUGAAAUCACCGAAACACUCGACCUCGUCACCCGCCAAUGGCACCUAGUGAGCGCAAAAAAGGACGUGAUUGUAUUAGAGGACGACGGCACAUGGGUGGUUAUCGCAAGGGUCCCAGACGAGAUACGCAACGUGGCAGGGGAAGAUGAUGGUGUUUGGAAGUGGGAGAGCUUAUAUGCUGGAAGUGAAGACUAA